CGAUCAGCUGGUUCGCUGUUUCGAAGUAGAAGAAUGGCGUGCAGUAAAUAAAUGGGCAUGAAAUUGUUUUUAUCAUUUCUGUGGUAAAAAAUGUUUCCGUCAGGGGAUGAAUUUGAAUUUGUACCACCACCAGAGGCACCAGUUUUUGAACCGGAUGAGGAAGAAUGGAAAGAUCCACUUUCAUUUAUAGCUAAAAUUUACCCAUAUGCAGUUAAAGUUGGAAUAUGUAAAAUUAGACCUCCACCGGACUGGCAACCACCAUUCUCAGUUGAUGUGGAAAAGUUUCGAUUUACACCAAGAAUCCAAAAAUUAAACGAACUUGAGGCAAAGACGAGAGUAAAGUUAAACUUUAUUGAUGCCAUUGCAAAGUUCUGGGAAUUACAGGGAUCAGUUGUCAAGCUGCCAAAUGUGGAGAAGAAACCGCUUGAUUUGCAUGCUUUACACAAGAUUGUUCAAGCUGAAGGUGGAUAUGAAGAUGUUACACGCUUACGGAGGUGGAGUCGUAUUGCAUUACUAAUGGGCUAUAACAAUGCACCAGCCAGUGCUGUUUUAAGGAGGCAUUAUGAAAAGAUACUUUAUCCCUAUGAUGUUUUCAUGUCAGGAGCAAUGACUGGCGACAGUGAGGCAAGUGCUGGUGUGAUAAAACAAGAAAUUGUUGAACCAAAAUUAGAUGUACGUGAAAUAGAUGAAGACAAUGAUGGAGAGGAAGAUAUGGAAGAUAUGGAGUACAAGCCUCCCUCUGGUGGAAAUUACGGUACUCGUAGAUCAAAAUACAAAACUGAUAAUGCUGACUCAGAGAUUGAUUACAAUAAGAAUCCUGAAUUACGUAAACUGCAAUUUUUGGCACCAGGCCCAAAGAUAUCUGGAAAAACUGGACGUGUGAAAAAACAGAGUGGGAAAUACAAUAAGGAUGAUUACAUAUCAUUACCAUCUGACACCAUCAAUAUCCAGGGCCUUACACGACGUAAAGCAGCUCAAGUUAAAAAGACAAAAGAAUCCAACAUAUUUGAUGUUGUUGCUUCUUUUGUGGAUGACUAUAGAUGUAAUAUAUGUGACAACGGUGAUGACGAGCAUUCUAUGCUUUUGUGUGAUUCUUGCGACUCAUCGUACCAUACAUUUUGUUUAAUUCCUCCUUUAACUGCAAUACCUCCUGGUGAUUGGAGAUGUCCCAAAUGUCUGGCCAAGGAAUGCAAGAAGCCAACAGAAGCUUUUGGCUUUGAACAAGCCAAAAAACGAUAUUCAUUGCAAGAAUUUGGACACAUGGCAGAUAAAUUUAAGGAAGAAUAUUUUUCAAUGCCUACUCACGAGGUGCCAUUGGAUGUUGUUGAAAAGGAGUUUUGGCGUCUUGUGUCAUCACUGGAAGAUGAUGUUUUUGUUGAAUAUGGAGCUGACCUGCAUUCAGCGGAUCAUGGUUCAGGGUUUCCAAUGCGUGAAAAUACAGAUGACCCUGAUGAUGAGGAGUACAUUCGUUCACCAUGGAACCUGAAUAAUUUACCUAAUAAUGAUAAAUCAGUUCUAAAAUACAUCACACAGAAUAUCUCGGGAAUGAAGGUUCCAUGGGUGUACAUUGGGAUGUGUUUCUCUAGCUUUUGCUGGCAUACAGAAGAUCAUUGGAGUUAUUCAAUUAAUUACAUGCAUUGGGGUGAACCAAAGACUUGGUAUGGAGUUCCACAAAGUGAAGCAGAAAAGUUGGAAGAAUGUGUUAAGAACAUAGCACCAGAGUUAUUUGAAAAGCAUCCUGAUCUUUUCCACCAUCUGGUAACUACAUGCUCCCCUACGACGCUUAUGAACUAUGGCGUCCCUGUUGUGAGAACAAACCAAUGCGCUGGAGAGUUUGUUGUGACAUUUCCUAGAGCAUAUCAUGCUGGAUUUAACCAAGGUUACAAUUGUGCAGAAGCAGUGAACUUUUGUCCUGCAGAUUGGUUGCCAACUGGACAGAAGUGUGUUGAUCAUUAUGCUAACCUGAAAAGAUCGCUUGUAUUCUCACACCAAGAACUUGUAUGCAAAAUGACGGCUGCCCCAGACACACUUGAUUUGGAUCUAGCGAAAAAACUUUACGAGAACAUGAAAGUGUUGGUAGAUCAAGAAGUUUCAACACGACGGGCUCUGCACGAAAAGGGUAUAAAAGACCGUCAAAGAGAAGCAUUUGAACUAAUACCUGACGAUGCUCGUCAAUGUUAUUUCUGCAAAACUACAAUGUUUUUUUCGGCUGUUGUUUGCUCCUGUAACAAAAAUCAAAUGUGCUGUCUGAAGCAUUAUGAUGAACUAUGUGUGUGCCAAAACUUUAAGAAAUAUAUCAGAUACCGUUACACACUUGAAGAGCUACCUCAAAUGCUUGAAAAUUUAAAAAAACGAGCAGAUUCUUUUGAUAACUGGGAAAAGAAAGUCGAAGAGGCAUUUUCGUGUUCCCCAGAUGCAAGAUUGGAAUUGAUCGAUUUCAAAGAAUUAAUCACAGAAGCAGAAGAAAGUCAGUUUCCUGAUUGUGAGUUGCUUGAUCAACUUCGGUCUUGUGUCGGUGAAGCUGAGCAGUGCGUGCAAGUAGCUAGUCAGCUACUCGCGAAGAAACACAAGACAAGAAAAACUAGUACGUCUACAACCUCCACAGCUCCGAAACUGUCUUUGGACGAGUUAAAAGAAUUUGCCAGCCAAGUUCAGAACCUUCCAUGUGUUAUAAAAGAAGCACGAGCAGUCGACAGUCUUAUGGCGCAAGUGGAAAGCUUUCGCUUCGAUGCCAAGAUACUGUUAAAUUCGAAUGAGUACAACGAGAAAAAAGUUAGCGAGUUGCUUGAACACACUGAAACGAUGGAUGUUGAUUUACCAGAAAUUAACGACUUACAACUGGACUUAAAAGCUGCUAAAUGGCUAAAAAGGAUUGAGGAAAUUCUGAAUCAAGAUGAACCGAUAUCUCUUGACAUUAUUCGAAGUUGUGUAGAUCAAGGGAUUGGGCUGAGGAAGAAACAAGCGUCAGAGAAGCCACUGUCCAGAUUAAAGGAACUUCUUUACGCCGCAGAUCGAUGGGAAGAGAAAGCAAAACUAUGCUUACAAGCUAAACCAAGACACAUGAUAGGUACGUUGGAAGUGAUUGUACAAGAAGCUUCAAAGGUAAAGAUCGUGCUUCCCAAUGUUACUGCUUUGAGCGAAGCUUUAAAGAAAGCAAAAGAAUGGUCGAUAAAAGUUGAUAAAAUACAAAAUGAUGACUAUUAUCCGUAUUACGACAUCCUGGAAGCUCUAGUUAUCAAAGGUCGCCCUAUACCCGUGCGACUUGAACAGCUACCCCAAAUGGAAUCACAGGUUGCAGCAGCUCGUGCGUGGAAGGAUCGUACUGGCAGAACGUUUGUCAAGAAGGGUUCGAAUAAACAGCUAAUUGAGAUUUUGCGUCCUCGAAAAGACAUUGGAAAGUUCGAUCGCAAAUGUAAGAAAAAGAAAGUGGUCGAUAAGAAAGAUGGUGUUGUUGAAAAAGAGAAAGUGGUGACGGAAAAACAAGAUGUGAAGUCGAAAAACAAAAAAGACAAAAAAAUCAAAGAUCGUACCAAUAAGGAAAAUAAAGAAACGAAAGACAACAUUCUCGAAGUCGAACAAAAACCAUCAGAAACGACGGACUCUAUCAAGCCUAUCGGACUUCCUGUGGAUGCAAUCAAUGUUCAAGACUAUAUUGCCCCCAAUCCAGUAACUGUGGCUGAAGGUUUGAAAAAAGACGAAGAAUUCGAACUGCAGUCCAUGCGAGAUUUGCGUAGUAAAAACACGGAGAAAAUCCUGGCCGAAAAUAUUGAAGGACCUUAUUGCUUAUGUCGAAAACCGAUCGACGGGUUUAUGAUUCGUUGUAAUCUCUGUUACGAGUGGUAUCACAGCUCAUGCAUUGUCGUUCCGAAAACUAUUCAUGGAAAACCGAUCGGGAAAGGGUGUUCGGCCUGGGCUGCCGCACGUGAAGUACGUUAUCUGUGCACGCUAUGUUGCCGUUCAAGACGACCAAGACUCGAUACUAUUCUUUCUCUGUUAAUGUCAUUGCAGAAGUUACCAGUACGUGUACCUGAAGGAGAAGCCUUACAAUUUUUGACGGAGCGUUCGAUGAACUGGCAGGAUCGUGCGAAGCAGGCGUUAUCACAUUCGGAGAUUCAGCGAAUACUAACGGAUGUGAAAGCCGAUUUGGAUAGAGUGACAAGUGAAAAACAGACUCCAGGUACGACAAUUACACAAACAGCUUUAAUACAGAAGUUACUCGACGUGCGAAAAGCAGAGAAGCAGAGUAGUCUUGAGCAAGAUAUUAAAGAGGAACUUAAAUCAGAAGAUAUCUUACCCACGGUUGUGGAGUCGAUGAAAAUGGAAAUAGACGAUGUGAAAUGUAAAGGUACCGCUAAAAGUGAAGCCAAUAAAAGCGAUGCCGUUAAAAAUGAUAACGCUAAAAAUGAUAGCACGUUGAAGAAAAGCAAGGAUGUCGAUGCAGACUUGGAAUGUACAGAAAAAAUGGGAGGAAGUCCUGUUGCUGUAAAAGAAGCUAUUUCAAUAGAGGAAGAGGUGGCUGUCAACCCGCAAAUUGUUCAUUUACAGAGCGCAAGCUCAUCAAGAGCUCAAAGUCCUAUAGACGUGUGCACUCCGAUGGAGAGUUUAAAACCAACCAAAGAACAAGACUCAAAAACGAUGGAGCCUUUACCUGACGCGUUGCUCGACCAGUUAGAAAUGCUGAUGUUCGAGGGCGAUAUACUAGAAGUUGGGUUGGAUGAGGUUUUGCAGAUUUGGGCCAUUUUACAAAUACAAAGACCUUUUCUAAAAGAGGGUUGUAUGAUCAUGAAUGCUGAGUACCGUCGAAAAAUAAUCAAGGAUCGAAAGAGACAAAAGAAACGAAAGCACGAAGAAAUAUCGAAGCCGACAUCCUUGCCGACGUCGGCCGUCAAACCAGCAUCUGCAUCUCCUGCAAUUUUGAAUAUUUUAAAAGAAAAACAACUGUCUAAGAAACUAAAAGAAGAAUCCACGACAAUCGUGAAAAAAGAAAAUACGUCGGCGACGCCUGUGAUUGUCGACGAUGACGAUGUAGAUGAAGAUGACUGCUCGGCUCGGCCUUGUCAUAAGCCGCUAGGUGAAGAGGUGGAAUGGGUACAAUGCGACACUUGCGAAAAUUGGUAUCACGUGGUAUGCGUGGGAAUUAGCGCGCAAGAAGCCAGUUGCGCAGACGAAUACGUUUGUCCGUAUUGUAAACCGAAAAAUAAUAUUAAAGAAGAACCCACAGAUGUUAUAGAUGUAUGUACUAAAAGCGAAUCCGAUAUUCCGAACAAUAUAAAAAUGGAUUCUCCGAGUAUACCGAAUUUGGAUGUCAUAGCAGAGGUUGCACAUCAACUAAUCACAGAUGCGGAGAGCAACAAAAUUGAACUUGAUCAAAAAGAAGUGUGUGCUCAAAGUACUCGGCAUUUAGACUUGGACAGCUUGAUAUGUUUAGCUGACGUAAGCCAAAAAAUGGAUGUUGCUUCGGUGCCGACGAAUACUUCUAAUUCUGGAAAAGAAACAAACAUUAAAACUGCUGAUAAUACAGAACAAACUGCUGAUGUCAGCAUGGAGGUAGAACCUAUAAAUACUACCAAUGCAAACAGCUUAAUUUCUGAAAGUGGGUUAGAGACUGGUAAAAAAUUUGUACCAGCACUAUCAAACACAGUAAGUUCGUGAUGAUAGAUUCAAAGAUAUGUGUGUGUACAUUUUGUAAUAUAUAAAUUUUCAGACAAGACAAAACAUAAUAGCGGUACUCAGCCUUGUACAAAGCAAUUUUUUUUAGUUCGUUUCUUGGUUACACGAUGCAAUGUAACGUUCUACUGUGAUUCUCAAUUUUUGUGUUUUUAUUUGGUCUGUGCAGUUUCGUUUUUAUAUUUUUCAUGCAGAGGUAUAUGUUAUGAAAUGUUUAUUUAUUGUCUAUAUGAAAUUGAAAUGUGUUUAUACGUCUAAUCGUUGCUGUACCUUUACACUGAGUUUUUGCGUCAUUUGAGUUUUCUGCGCUUAAUUAGAUUUCCAAUUUUUUUUAAAAUACAACUGCGUUUUUAAAGUCUAUAUCAUGAAGUCAAAAAUGCCAUUUCUGCUUUUACAGUGAGAAAUUAAAAAUAUUGUCUUGUUGCGCUAAUAUUCACUUAGACCUCUAGGAGGUGACUUGAUAUUUUUUUGUAUGUUUUAUCAAAACACCCUCGUGUUAAGAACAUCAUGUAAAAUUUUACGUAAAAGAACAUUAACCCGACUUUAUCGGGAUGAAAUUGUUA
Hydractinia symbiolongicarpus is the source of this 6230-nucleotide messenger RNA. RefSeq names its product lysine-specific demethylase 5A-like. Gene Ontology annotation, molecular function: DNA binding; histone demethylase activity. Gene Ontology annotation, biological process: chromatin remodeling. Gene Ontology annotation, cellular component: nucleus. The transcript is spliced from 27 exons. Lineage: Eukaryota; Metazoa; Cnidaria; Hydrozoa; Anthoathecata; Hydractiniidae. The coding region runs from base 91 to 5652 and encodes 1853 amino acids. The record is from RefSeq and is a predicted model, not a curated record.